Messenger RNA from Plodia interpunctella (Indianmeal moth), 3623 nucleotides. Its product is annotated as seminal metalloprotease 1-like. The transcript has 7 exons. The coding region runs from base 2440 to 3483 and encodes 347 amino acids. Gene Ontology annotation, biological process: proteolysis. The record is from RefSeq and is a predicted model, not a curated record. NCBI's taxonomy places the organism in Eukaryota, Metazoa, Arthropoda, Insecta, Lepidoptera, Pyralidae. Gene Ontology annotation, molecular function: zinc ion binding; metalloendopeptidase activity.
GUUGGCCUCCAAGUCCUUUAGAUGCAGGGUGUUGUGACAGUUUUAUAAUUUAAUACUUAUUAUAUAUACCUGGGUGGUUUAACUAUAUUGGUUGAGACACACUUUGCAUACACAGCCACUGAUACAUACUUAGACCAUAAUGUAUCGCUUUCGUACUUUUGGUGAAUCUACAACAUGGAGUUUGACACCGAGCGUCUGAUACGGGAGGAACAAGUAAGUGCUCCCUGUAUUGUAUGAAUACAAUGUAGGAUGAAUAACCAUGAUAAUCUGGGAAUUCCUAAAUUAUCUGUAAAUUUUAUUUGAUCAAAUGAUAACAGUGAGUCUCCACACAACCGUGUCUGAUUACUAGUUUUCAUAUUGCUGUCGUAUUGCUUUUAUUGUACUGUUUCAUGUAAAUAUAUCUACCCAUCUAUAGCCAUUACUAAUGAUGUAAAUACAGCCAAAGUAAACGUGAAAUAAGCAAAGAAUACUGUACCUACAUACAUUUGAUGACGUCACAUAUUUGAAGGAAACCUGUUGGGCAAUAUACCUAUAUGCUACAAUGAUCUUUAUACCUACACUCUAAAGUGAGCGGGGAUAGAAAGAAUCUUACUUUUUCUUCAUUAUUGCUUAAAACGUGCUCGAUUGAACAAAAUAUUAUCUAAGUAUCUAUGUUAUGUUACUGAAUUUCUAUAAAGUAUACUUACAAGAUGAAAAUAAGUCCUUUGACCAAAUUUACUUAAAUUAAUUUACACUGAGAUAUAUUUAUAGGUAUCUGCUUUUUAGAAAAUGUAUAAAUUUAAGGCCACCAAAUUAUUGGGAUUUCACGAGCAAAUUUGCAGUGUUUCGUCACCUGACAGUGGCAUUGGAACGUUGCAGAACAGCGUAAGUCCGGUCAUGUUGUAUAAUCUUUUAAACUAUUUACUCAAUCGGGUGUAAACUUAAUGUUUAUUCCGAUUGGUGAAACAAUACUUUUCAUUCAAGACAGACGCAGACUAGGCGCGAAAAGCCCUCAUAAAAUAUGUAAAUGUAAUGCCCUCAGAAAAUUACUAAAUAUCCUGCUCGGUUCUUUUUUGGGUGUUUGUAUUUGUAUAGGUAUUGAAGUAGCCCACGAAAAAUUUUUACCUAUAAAAUUGUUAAUUACAAUGUUGAGAACUUUUUGUAAGAAAAGUUACAAAAUUAAUAGGUAUACGGGUUAAAACGUGUACUAAAUUAAUUUUCUGUGACGGACGAAGACAAUUAAUUAUAUUGGUCACAACUGUGAAGGUGCACUUUUGGGGUUUUAUCGCAGAGCCUUUCUGUCCGGUCGGACUAUCAAAUCUGGCUAUUUUAAUUUUUCAAAUGUUUUUAUAUAACCUAUUCUUUGAAACACAACCGUUUUGAAGCACUCUUUCUAGAAACCAAAAGCUGGGCUUCGAGCAAUAGGUAUCUCUUUUAUAUAUUAUUAUAGGUAUUAUUAUACUUACUAAGUAUGAUAAAUACAUAGCAGUACCGAAUACUAUCAAUCUUCAUAAGUAAACUACCUACAGCAUCCAUUCAAAAUUCAUCCCAUAUGUAUUCAUAAGGGCUCCAUUCCAUUCAUUCUGGUUCCAUCCUCAGAAUGAAAAAAGAAUUAAAAAGAAUUGUGCGGGUAUACCUACAACUAAACCGUAAAUUAAAUAUUUAUGAAGUACAUAAACACAUUUACAUAAAUGUCUUUCUCUUUUGCGAAAUGACACUAAAACAUGGGCCGAUACAUUCACGUGUCAAAUCAAAUUACUAAGGUAUUUCUAUAAUUUCAUAACAUCCGUCCAGUAGAUUUCGCGUGAAAGGGUAACAAACAUCCUCAUAAACUUUCGCAUUUAUAAUAUUAAUAGGCUUCAAAAAGACGAAAUAUAAUUAUAGAUAUACUAUUUAUUUAAUAAUCUUUAAGAAUAAAAUGCGCAGUUAACCUCUACACUUUCGCGCCUUAAAUCAUUAAGAAUACAAUGAGUGUCUGCCAUUAAUUCCGAUUUCUCCGUAACGGACCACUUGCUUUUCUCUCACUAUUUCACUCAUCCAAUUACAGAAAUGUCAAAUUGGAGGUAUUGUUAUACCAAAUGGAAACUCCAUGAAAUAUUGGAAUAAAUCGGCCGGUUUGGCAACCUGGUCUUGCACGAGUUCUGACGGCGGCGGUGGCACUGUCACCUGGGAGCUCUGUCGCAAGUGGCGCCCGCGCAGUUGCGGCUUCACAUCUUGUGAAAUGGUCGUAUCGGAACCUAUAUUAAAUCCUACCUAAACCAAAUGGGUUUUGUUCGUCGGGAAAAAUCCAGUGAAACGGCAGUAACAGCAGUUAUUGAUGACCUGUACAAAUUACAGGUCCUUCAUUAUGUAUGCCAAAUACGACUAACAUGACACACUUGUUGAGGCGCGUGAGUUAGUCCGCGAAAUUCACAUGUGUUUUCGAAGGAAGUCUGAGGAUAGGUUUAUAACACCAGAACCAUGGAGUGGAUCAAAAUAUCAGUGAUAAUUUGCGUGUUUUGUGUUCUAAAGUGCUCUUCAAUGUCUAACAGUGAACUUGAAGAUUUUGUUGAAUUUCUACAUAAAACUUCACGUUUGGACCAGGUUUUGAAAAAAGGUGCAGAACCUGAUGAGGACUAUGACGAAGAGGAGUCUAUAAUAUCAGACAACGCGUGGGAAGAGAGUGGGAAGUUCGAAGGAGAUCUUAUCUUGAACGACCGGCAAAGACGAGUUAUCGUGGAAGACGUCGCAGAAGGACUGUCGCGAAAUGGACUUAAAGACACCACCAAACGGUGGCCUAAUAACGAAGUUAUAUAUUACAUACAAAAAGAACACUUUUCCCAAGACCAAAUGCAAGCUAUCCAAGAUGGUGUAGAUGAUCUAGCUCAAGCAUCUUGCGUGAAGUUCCGACCAUAUCGGAAAGGAGAUAGAGAUGCUGUCGUCAUACAGGGUAGUAGACGAGGGUGUUUCUCUCAAGUGGGUUACCAAGGAGGCUACCAAGUUCUCAAUCUGAACGCUCGACACCCGCCGGGGCGCGGGUGCUUCCGCCACGGGACCGUGGUACAUGAAUUUCUUCAUACACUCGGCUUCUACCACAUGCAGAGCAGUAACGACAGAGACGACUACGUCGAUAUUGUAUGGGACAAUAUUGUUCAAGCGGCAAGAAACAAUUUCCGCAAAUACAAUUCCUUCUCUGUCACGGACUUCGGCGUUGGGUACGAUUACGACAGCGUUCUCCACUAUAGCCGGCGGGCUUUCUCUGUCAACGGGCAGGACACCAUCGUUCCUAAACAGGGAGGAGCAGAAAUUGGCCAAAGAGCCGGACUAUCCGAUAAAGAUACUAAGAAACUGAACAGAAUGUAUUGCGAUGCCAAUGAAGCCGAUGAUGAGGCGCCACAAAAGACUGUUACAAAGAAGAAAACUCCAAAAAAUAAACCCUUUCAAGGGCAUGGUAUAGGCUACCACCAAGUAAAACGACGCAAGCCGUGCCGACGCCGAAAAUUGAAGGACUUGGAAGACAAAUAGAACAUACAUACAGACCACCUCAGCCACUGGCUGACAACUAUUUCAAAAAUCUUUAUCAAAAAGUUUUUCCAGACAACUUCUACAAUAUUGAUCGAGAAGGUAAGGCUAUUGUAAGAUAUAUUCCAAAAGAGAGUACAAAU